Scheffersomyces stipitis CBS 6054 is the source of this 3816-nucleotide messenger RNA. It is a transcript of the gene ROA1, whose product is annotated as Roa1p. The transcript has a single exon. Gene Ontology annotation, molecular function: ABC-type transporter activity; ATP hydrolysis activity; ATP binding. The record is from RefSeq and is a predicted model, not a curated record. NCBI's taxonomy places the organism in Eukaryota, Fungi, Ascomycota, Pichiomycetes, Serinales, Debaryomycetaceae. Gene Ontology annotation, cellular component: membrane. The coding region runs from base 1 to 3816 and encodes 1271 amino acids.
AUGCUUGACUCUAGCAUCCUCAGGAUAGCUCCCCAGGAUAGAGUUGCAAUUCUGGCCCGCGGUCUCACAAUUUCAGUUAAAUCCCAAACUAAGGAUCGAAGCGAUCUUGAGUCUGGAACCUCCGCGGACAAGGCAACAAAGAUACUUGAUGAUGUCUCUUUCGACUUGGAAAGUGGCCAGAUAAUGGCUAUAAUGGGAGGUUCAGGUAGUGGUAAGACAACAUUGCUCAAUACCUUAUCGCAGCGACUUUCUAUUCACAAUAAGAAGCUUAAAUUUGAAGGAAGUGUACUAUACAGCCGCGAGAAUACGGCUUCAAAUAUAAAACAUGCCUAUAUGCAACAGACGGAUAUUUUCCUUCCGGGACUUUCAGUAUAUGAAACGUUGAAGACUCAGGCUGAUCUCAGGCUUCCACCUAGUGUCAGCGAAUUCGAGAAAAUUCAGUAUAUAGAGUCGUUGAUAGAUGUCUUGGAGUUACAACUCAUUCGAGACUCUAGAGUGGCUGCAUUCUCAUCUCAUGCCACAAGUUUGUCAGGAGGUGAACAGAGAAGAGUUUCAUUGGCUAUACAAUUACUUUCUAAACCUUCGGUGUUAUUUCUAGAUGAACCUACUACGGGGUUGGAUACCACCAGCUCGUUGAAGUUGGUUCAUACCCUCAAGAAGCUUGCUUCUCCUGAAUUCGGCAUAACCAUCGUUAUCUCUAUCCACCAACCAAGACCAGAAAUAACUGCUUUAUUUGAUAAAUUAUGUCUAUUGACAAGAGGUGGCCGAGUAGUCUACUUUGGAAAUUUGCUUGAUGCCGGCACCUACUUCAAGACUCUAGGAAUAUCAGAUGUUGAUCACAAGAAUGACACCACCUUCAUAGAUUACAUAAUGGACUUGUCAGUCAAAGAUACCUCCUCAAGGGAAGCCGAAGAGCAAGCUAUAUUAAGAAUCAACAAUUUGGUCCAGCAAUGGAAAGCCUGCAGAAAACACGAACUUAUUCCUCUUGAAACGUCAGAAAGUGGCCAAUUUGAAGCUAACUUAAAGAUGUUCCGUAGAAGAAAAGAAGAUAAGAUUUCGUUUAUGAGGGAGUUGGUGGUUCUUACCAAACGAUCUUUUGUUCUUUCUUAUCGUGAUGUUCUUUCUGUUCUAGCCAUGAACGUUGGUUCGGCGCUAUUGGCUGUCGCUACUGGCUGGAUGUUUUUCAAGCCAAAGGCAGAUUUGGCUGGUAUAAGAUCGAUAACAUCGGUUCUCUAUGUAAUGUUGGAAGUUGUCGCUUUCUGCCCGAUGUUUUUCGAAAUUGAGAGGUUAUGGACAACUGAUGGUGUGUUUUUUUACCGUGAGUACCUGGAAAACUAUGUCAGCAUCACUGGCUUCAUACUUUCCAGACGGUUUGCAAAGUUCUUCUUGGAAGAUUUGCCUGUUUCUUUAAUUUUUGCCGUGAUAUCGAACUUCAUGUGGGGAUUGAGGAUGUCUACAGAACAAGGCGGACCUACUGAUUCUUCAUACUUUGGUAUCUAUUUUGCUAUAACACUAUUAGUGGAGUUAAUUUCCAUGUCAGCAUCCAUGUUUUGCUUUGCUGUUUCUCCAGACUAUUCUAUCUCGUCAUUGGUUGUUAAUGUUUUCUACCAAUUACAAAAUAGUGCUUGUGGGUACUUUGUCAAUGCAAGGACUAUGCCUGUCUAUGUCAGAUGGGUGAAGUACAUUGCCUACUUCUGGUAUGGCUUCGGAGCACUUUUGGCAAAUCAGUUUUCUGGUUGGAUGGGUGACUGCCCAUACGACAAUGAUGACCCUAGAUGUGAACAAUACUCUGGUGACUAUCAAUUAAAAAACUUGGGGUAUCCUAUUGACUGGAUUGCUGAACCAAUAGGGAUUUUGGUUGUGUGGUUUGUUGGCUUCAACUUGAUGACAUUUUUCGUUUUCUACUUCAAAUCCUUUGAUGUUUCCAUCGCCAAAACCAAGAAGAACAAGAUUGGAGGGGAAGAUGGCCCCCAUGACCAAGCCAUUACCAAAGAGAAAUGUUCGGAUGAUGACGAUGAUGCUAUAGCACAAGAUAAUGAAGAUCUUGAGGUUAAUGUCCAAAAUGUCACUCUCAAUGUGCAGAAGAAGUCACUUCUUAGAAAAGUAGUCUUCGAGAAAACCCUAUUGGACAAUGUAUCUGCUUCAUUUGCAGCCAGCGAAGUGAAUGUCAUAAUGGGCCCUUCAGGAAGUGGCAAAACUACACUUCUAAAUUACCUUUCCAAUAGGUUGCCUAAGUCUACCUCAUAUGCUUCCAAUGGACAACUUCAAUUAAACAACUUUAUCGACAUUACUCCAGAACAAUUAGCAAAGGCAUCCGCAUACGUCACUCAGCAUGAUAAUUCCUUGAUCCACAACUUGACAGUUAGAGAAACCUUGUAUUAUCAAGCUAAAGUCAGAUUGCCAGUUGAAGAGCAUGUACAUAUUCCACAUAUAAUCAAUUCCCUAAUUAGAACAACGGGAUUGAUUGACUGUGCUGAGACAUUGAUUGGAUCUGAAUUUGUUAAGGGAAUUAGUGGUGGCGAAAAGAGAAGAGUUUCUAUUGCAAUUCAGUUGUUGUCCAGGCCCAAGAUAUUGUUUCUUGAUGAGCCAACAUCAGGGUUGGACUCUUCGACCUCGGUCACAAUCAUGAAUUUGCUACAUAAAUUGGCUGAAGAAAACAAAACUACAGUUAUUUUGACCAUUCACCAGCCUUGUGAAGAAAUGUUCCGUAAGUUUGGAUCGUUGCUCCUAUUGGCUCGUGGGGGUAAAGUAGUUUACAAUGGGACUUCUGGAGGAAUAGAAAAAUAUCUUGCAAGCAUGAACUACAAGGUCCCCGAUGAUAUGAAUAUUGCUGACUACAUUCUUGACUUAGUUAGCAAGAACUUCAAUGAGGAAAAGGAAAUCUCCCAGGCAAGAAUAGAUGACUUGAUCAAUCAAUGGAAGCUUAAGGGAGGUUCUGAUACAAGAGUCACAUCUCACAACAUAGUCGAUAUCAGAAACUACUACCACAAGAGAUUACCGAUGUAUGUUACAUUUCCUGCCAUAGCAAGUCGCCAGGUACUUACAUCUUACCGUGCUAAGGACGUUGUCAUAUCUAGAGCUGGUCAGACCAUAUUUUUGACCAUAGUUCACACUUUAUUCUUUGCGCCAUUGAGGAAUACCCAGGAUGGUAUUUCGAACAGAUUGGGUUUAAUCCAAGAAGUGUUGAACCUUUACUUUGUCGGGUUGGUCAACAACAUCACACUUUACCCGUUCGAGAGAAACUUGUUCUACCAAGAAUACAAGGACGGUACAUAUGGAGUGUUUGAGUUCAGCAUUUCCUACUUGCUUAAUGAGCUUCCUACAGAAAUUGUCCCCUGCCUCUUCUUUAGUGCUCUCAUUGUAUUUGUCUGUGGAUUACCUCGAACUGCUGGGAUGUUCUUCAGUAUGUUUGCUACAGGGUUUAUUUCCAUCAACGUUGGAGAAUCGCUUGGGAUUAUGGUUAACAGUUGCUUCAACCAUAUGGGGGUAGCCGUCAAUAUCUUGACCAACUUUGUCAUUCUAGCCAUUUUUAUGGGAGGGACGAUGUCGCUCCAUAUGCCACCAUUUUUCAAGGGAAUCAACUAUAUCAGUCCCAUGAAAUAUGCCGUUGGGAUCUGUGCCAAACUUGGGUUUACCGACCAGCUUUUCGAGUGCAAUGUAGAGCAAUGCAGCUUGAACACGGGAGCAGAUGUGUUGAGUUACUAUAAUUUGGACAAUGAUUUGGGUGCAAUGUUUGCAGGACUCAUCGCCUGUGUGGUUAUCUACCGUUUGGUGGCCGUGGCGUCCAUUUAUAUUAGAGUUAAAUAUUACAAUUAG